Molecule: messenger RNA, 1980 nt
Organism: Gloeophyllum trabeum ATCC 11539
Lineage: Eukaryota; Fungi; Basidiomycota; Agaricomycetes; Gloeophyllales; Gloeophyllaceae
Product: dihydroxy-acid and 6-phosphogluconate dehydratase
Exons: 24
Coding region: 63-1832 (589 amino acids)
Biological process (GO): branched-chain amino acid biosynthetic process
Cellular component (GO): mitochondrion
Molecular function (GO): dihydroxy-acid dehydratase activity
Source: RefSeq, a predicted model, not a curated record
UACGAGCAUGGCGAGGAAAUGCAGGAUUCAGAAGAGAUUCUCUACCCCUCUUCUUCACCACAAUGUCGGGCGUCGAGAUUCACACCCUUCCCGCCACUUCCCCGGGGAGCAACGCCCCGAAACUGAACAAAUGGUCGAGUGUUGUAACUCAGGACAAGUCGAAAGGGUCGGCUCAGGCGAUGUUGUAUGCCACUGGAAUGACCGAGGAUGACAUGAACAAGCCUCAGAUCGGGAUUUCACCUAUUUGGUGGGAAGGGAACCCUUGCAACAUGCAUCUCCUUGAUUUCGCCCGGAAGGUGAAACAAGGCUGUGAACAGGAAGGUCUCGUAGGCAUGACCUUCAAUACAAUCGGAGUCAGUGAUGCCAUUACCAUGGGCACAGAUGGAAUGCGAUAUUCACUACCGAGUCGCGACCUCAUAGCGGACUCCAUCGAAGCAGUUGUGAUGGCAGAAUACUACGACGGCAACAUAUCGAUUCCGGGGUGCGACAAGAACAUGCCUGGCUGCUUUAUCGCUGCUGCCCGUCACAAUCGCCCAACCAUCAUUAUUUAUGGCGGGACAAUUCAACCUGGUAUUCGCCAUGUUGACUGCCCCGCGAUGGGCAAGAAGAAAGGCGACACCGUCAACAUUUCUGACACGUUCGAGUCUUUCGGGGCAUACACUCUCGGCAAGGUCAACGACGAGCAGCACUUCGAUGUCGUCCGUCAUGCCUGCCCUGGCCCUGGUGGCUGUGGCGGUAUGUACACAGCCAACACCAUGAGUACGGCUUUGGAAGUGCUUGGAAUGUCACUGCCCUACUCUUCGGGUAUACCGGCCGUCUUUCCUGAGAAGGCGCAAGAAUGUUUCAAGGCCGCAAAGUACAUGAAGCGGCUUUUGGAGCUUGACCUGAAGCCGAAAGAUAUUGUCACCCGACAAUCCUUCCUAAAUGCGAUCACCGUUACCAAUAUCGUUGGCGGCUCGACGAAUGCCGUAUUACAUUUGCUUGCCAUGGCUAGGGCUGCCGAUGUGGAACUCAGCAUCGAUGAUUUCCAAAGGAUAGCUGACAAGACUCCUUAUCUGUGUGACCUGAAGCCGUCCGGCAAGUACUACAUGGAAGAUCUACACAAGAUCGGCGGGAUACCGGCUUUACUGAAGUAUCUACUUAAUCACACCGACCUGCUCGAUGGCAGUACUAUGACUGUCACUGGCAAGACACUCGCCCAGAACUUGGAGGACGUCGAAGAGUUGCAGUUCGACAGCCAAGACGUCGUCCGGAGGAUCGACAAUCCCUUGAAGCCCACUGGUCAUUUGAACAUCCUGAAGGGUAAUUUGGCGCCGGAAACUGCGGUUGCUAAAUUGACCGGCAAGGAAGGUAGCAAAUUCGAGGGCGUAGCCAAAUGUUUCGAUGACCUUUCUCAAUUCUACCCCUCAUUGGCGGCGGGAGAGAUCAGGCCAGGUACAGUCUUGAUCUUCAGAUACCAGGGUCCCAAAGGAGCGCCUGGUAUGCCAGAGAUGUUAGGCCCUACCGGUGCACUUAUCGGUGCCGGCUUAGGCAAUAGUACUGCUCUGAUCACUGACGGGCGGUUCUCUGGUGCCUCUCACGGCUUCAUCAUUGGUCAUGUCUGCCCCGAAGCGAGGGUAGGGGGUCCGAUUGCUCUGGUCAAGGAUGGAGAUAGGAUCGUCAUCGACUCCGACAACAAGGUCAUUAACUGGCAUGUCGACGAAGAGGAGCAGGCCAGGCGUCGUAAGGAAUGGGAGGCUUCGGGGAAGUCGGAGCUGACGGUUAAGAGAGGUGUGUUGUACAGGUAUGCUCGGGAUGUUGCUUCUGCGAGCGUCGGUGCCUACUGCGACUAGAUGAAAUGUUAGACGAGCAUGCCAAUGUGAUGUCUGGAGAGGUAGCAAUGAGAGCGAAUAGCAUGUGCCGCAAAGAAUGAAUACAGUAUCAAUCCGCAAUGUACCAUCACUAGGUCAGCAGGUGCGAUCUCCGCUGACUGAGGCUGCC